AUCAAUAAGUAAUAUAUAGGGCACUUAUGAUGAAAAACUGCAAGUUGCCCCUGACGGCAUCAGAUAACUCUGUUUCCUUAUCACCGUUGUUCAAUAUCUCAUGGAGCAGGUUUACUCUUCACUUACCCAGCGGGCUGUUCAUGUCCACCAAAAACUGGUAAGGAAUUCGGGUCAACAUCGAAUACUUAUAGCCGUUUCUGGUUCUCCAGGCUCCGGCAAAUCAACUAUUGCGAGCCAAGUCGUACAGAGGAUCAACUCAAUACUCCAACGCCCUGUGGCUAUUUGCAUAGCCAUGGAUGGAUUUCACUAUACCCGAGAAUAUCUCGAUACUCUCCCGAACCGGGUUGAAGCACAUGCCUGUCGAGGAGCCGAGUGGACGUUUGACGCCAAUGGAGUCGUGGCUCUCGUGCAGAUGUUAUCUAUUUCCAAGAAGACCUCUGAGCCUUCAACAAUUUUCGCCCCAAGUUUUGACCACAAGCUUAAAGACCCUAUACCGAACGCAAUACGAAUUGAGCCCGAGGUAGAAAUCGUCAUAAUCGAAGGAAAUUGGCUUUUGUUAGACAGCGACCCUUGGAAGCAGAUUCAAGAAAACGUAGAUGAUACCUGGUUCGUGGAUGUUGACGAAGAAUUGGCAUCACGCCGCAUCGCUAGGAGACACCUUACAGCAGGAACUGAGGCUACUAUGGAGGCAGCUAUUGGCAGAGCAAGGUCGAAUGACUUGCAACACGGCACUAUUGUCCGUAGGCAUUCACUCAAACCCAAUAUUUGGGUUGAAAGCGUAGAGGUCAAUGAAGGGAAAUGA
This is a messenger RNA of Xylaria bambusicola, 802 nucleotides long. Its product is annotated as P-loop containing nucleoside triphosphate hydrolase protein. Gene Ontology annotation, cellular component: cytoplasm. NCBI's taxonomy places the organism in Eukaryota, Fungi, Ascomycota, Sordariomycetes, Xylariales, Xylariaceae. The record is from RefSeq and is a predicted model, not a curated record. The transcript has a single exon. Gene Ontology annotation, molecular function: ATP binding; kinase activity. The coding region runs from base 101 to 802 and encodes 233 amino acids.